AUGGAGUACAUGCGCAAAAACUCUGCAAGGCCGAACCGACUUCUCUUCUUCUUCAACAUUUCUAUAUCAAUCAGCACCAGUCAAAAACCCUGCAAAAGCCCCUAUUUUCUGUUCCAAGAAAAACCACAUGGCGUCUUCGCUCUUCUUAAACCAACCCCAACCCCCUUAUCUCCCACCACUCUCUCCCUAAAACCCUACUCUCUCUCUUCCAUUCCCACCACCAUCUCCACCACCUUCUAUUUCAGAGCGAAAUGCUCUCUCUCUCGCCGCCUCGACUACAUUCCCAACCGCAUCUCCGAUGAUUCCUUCGUCCGCAUCUUCGAUACCACCCUUUGCGACGGCGAACAAUCCCCCGGCGCCACCAUGACCUCCAAAGAGAAGCUCGACGUGGCCCGGCAGCUCACCCGCCUCGGCGUCGACAUCAUCGAGGCCGGAUUCCCUGCCUCCUCACGCGACGACCUCGAAGUCGUCAAGAUGAUCGCCCAUGAGGUCGGGAACACCAUAGACGAUGAUGGCCGUGUGCCUGUCAUCUGCGGCCUGGCCAGGUGUAAUAAGACCGAUAUAAAUGCGGCAUGGGAGGCUGUAAGGCAUGCCAAGUUUCCAAGGAUCCACACGUUUAACGAGAUCCAUUUGCAGUAUAAACUGCGGAAGACGAGGGAGGAGGUGGUCGCAAUCGCGUGGGAGGAUGCGGAUUGUUAUUAA
This is a messenger RNA of Magnolia sinica, 702 nucleotides long. RefSeq names its product 2-isopropylmalate synthase 1, chloroplastic-like. The transcript has 3 exons. Gene Ontology annotation, molecular function: 2-isopropylmalate synthase activity. Lineage: Eukaryota; Viridiplantae; Streptophyta; Magnoliopsida; Magnoliales; Magnoliaceae. Gene Ontology annotation, biological process: L-leucine biosynthetic process. Gene Ontology annotation, cellular component: chloroplast. The coding region runs from base 1 to 702 and encodes 233 amino acids. The record is from RefSeq and is a predicted model, not a curated record.